GACACACUCGCCCACUGUCACAGUGUGCUCUGGACUCUACACUGAACGGAUUACCGGUAUCGUUAUCGUUCAUCAUGGAUUUGAAACUCUUGGCGGUUAUGUCUGUGCUUGCUGUGGCGACAUACGUUCCUUUCGCACAAGCUAAGCCCAUCAGUAUGAUGGAGAGGUGCUGGUGUCGUUCUACAGUUAACACCGUCCCCCAGCGCAACAUCCGAGAACUGAAGUUCCUACACACACCCAACUGCCCCUUCCAAGUGAUUGCCAAGCUGAAGAACCACAAGGAGGUGUGUAUCAACCCCGAGACCAAGUGGCUGCAGCAGUACCUGAAGAAUGCCCUCAACAAGAUGAAGAAAGCCAAGCAGACCAACUAGAGAGCCUGCAGGAAGACCGCCCAACAGAAACAGUGCCAAGUGAAGGUCUACACUCCUCUUGCACAGUUUUCACAUAUUACUACCUUACAUUUUUAUUGAAAAAGGGAUCAUAUAUUUAAAAAAAUCCUACAGAUCUACACAACCUACAUUUUCAAAGUGAAAGUUAUAUAAAAAAAAGCGAAGACUUCUUCACACCACAGAGAUAAUACUUGGUGGAAGCACCUUUGUCAGCUAUUACAGCUGUGAAUAAUUUUGAAUAAUAUUCUACCAUCUUUGCACAACUCGUAGGACAACAUACUGUAUGCCAUUGUUUUUGUCAAAAUAGCUCUAAGUCAAUACAUUUGGUUGGGGAUCAUUUAUGGACAGAAAUAUUCAAGCAUUGUUUCUGAUUUUCAAGAAAAUAUAUAUGUUGCCCUAAGAGUUGUGAAAGGUUGGUAGAAUCUCAUUCAAAAUAUUUACAUCUGUAAUCGCUGCCAAAGGUGCUUCCACCAAGUAUUUACUUUGGGGUGGGAAAACACACAAUCAAUACAUCCUCAUUUGGUGUUUUUCAGUCAUUUGAAAAUGUUUAUUUCAAAUGUGGAGUAGGUUGUGUAGAUCAGUAGGAAACAAAUCUAAUGUAAUCCCUUUUUUAGAUGUCAUUUUAAGGCAAAUUGUGAAGGGGUGUGUAGACUUUCACUAGCGGCUGUAUGUAAUGUGAGGUGUAUAGCGUGUAACAUCUACUCACCUGGCACGCACGCUGAACAGCACUUAUCCUGUCCAUCACGGAACCUUCCAACCCAUGGCUUGCCAAAACCACCACCUCUGUUACCUAUGCUACCAUAACCACCUGUACCCCUUAUAGAAUCCACCCCGAUUAGCGCCAAGUGAAAUUAUAUCUGUGCAUGUAUGUUUUUAUCUAUGAUGUAUAUACCGUUUUUUUACUAUCCUAUUUGAUUGGUCAAGAUUUUUGGAGUUGUUUUGGCCCCUGGCUUCCCUGUCAUUUAGGAAUUAGAACUGUUCUUUGGGUAGGUAUUGAUGGGGCUGAGAUAUGGAGAGGAAGGAAAGGAAGAGAUAAUGCUGGAGGAUUCAUGACAGAAUUCACAACUCUCAAUCCAACUCUUAUCAGCUUGUCCUGGAAAGUGUACAAGGUUCAGCAAUGCAAAAAAAAAAUCCAAGAGGCAUGGGGAUGCUCACGUGUGCAGGGCAGCGCCACUAGAACACACUUACAGUAUGUCUGCUUAAGAACACACCGGAGUGAAUGGACAUCCCUGUCUAGUACCGACUCAACCAAUAUUUUUUGUUUUGUAUCCAGCCAUGCUGGAUGUUGAAGUAUAUUAUAUAAAGAGUCUUAAUGUGAAGCAUAGUCUGUGAUGUUAUUCUCUGAGUGCUUUGGUAAUUAGCAACAUUUAGAGUCAGAACUCUGCUUAUUGAGCGACCAAUGAAAAAGUAGUAGUCCGUAGCCGCGUCAUGGUUAUGGAAACAUUAAAGGUCGUACGUCCAGAUUUUAUUAAAGGAACAGUUAAUCCAGACUACCAUAAAGGGCAAGUUCAGUCAGAUAACUAACAACCCGCGGCUUGCCAACGUCGUAGUUCAGGUUCCCCUUUAAUUCUGACAUUGACUAGUCCCGUACAGUAUGAACUAAAAUCCCGGACAACACAUGCAGUGGGUUAACCAACUUAAAUUUGUUGUCAGACAGACUACCACGUCAAUGUGUCAUGAAACAUUAUGGAAAUGAUAAAGUUUCAUAUUUAGCAAACCAGACACUAUGAAAAGCAAAUCUAUCAGCAGUUUUAGUGUGCUAGCAUUAGUAGCAGUAUAGUAAUAGUAAUAGUAGAAAUGGUAAUAGUAGAUAGAUUGGCUUGACUACCUAUUGAUGUCAUAUACUGUAUGUUAUUUUGGAUACCGAUGCACUUUACAUCCAACAUAUUCAUUCAUUAACAAUACGUAACUUUAGAAUGUUAUAAUGAGAACAAGAAUAUUAUCCACACUGUUGGUCUACGGUUGUUUUUCUAAUUGUCUUUAGUGGUAUAAUACUUUACUUUUUCUUUACUUUUUCAUAUAACAAUCUUAAGCAUGAGAUACAUCACAUUUUCAUUUUGAGUGAAAACAAAUAUUAUAAGAAAUAUUAUAUUUUUGUAGUUUUUAUACGUCAAACACAAGUUCAUAUCAAGGUGCUAGAAUGUAUAAUGUCUCCAGAUCUUUUCACAUGAGCCAUUUCCUCUGAUGUAACGUCAUUUCAAUGUUAAACUAGAUUGUUGAGUAAAAUGUAAUCUUUAAAUAAAAAGUAUUCAUUUUUA
Molecule: messenger RNA, 2647 nt
Organism: Oncorhynchus masou masou (cherry salmon)
Lineage: Eukaryota; Metazoa; Chordata; Actinopteri; Salmoniformes; Salmonidae
Gene: cxcl12a
Product: chemokine (C-X-C motif) ligand 12a (stromal cell-derived factor 1)
Exons: 4
Coding region: 75-371 (98 amino acids)
Biological process (GO): chemotaxis; defense response; immune response
Cellular component (GO): extracellular region
Molecular function (GO): chemokine activity
Source: RefSeq, a predicted model, not a curated record